AUGCAUCUCCUCGUCUUGGGAGCAACAGGUAUUUAUUAUCCAUCAAAUCAACACCCCAAAAGAGAAACCUCUCACACAAUCUUCCCCUCACAGGUCCCUCCGGCCUCGCAUUCCUCAAAGAAGCCCUCCACGCCGACCACAACCUUACCAUCUACGCACGGAAUCCCUCCAAACUGCCCCGAAACAUCGCCAACAACCCCAAUGUGCAAAUCAUCCAGGGGACUUUUGACGAUGUGGCAGCCGUGAGGAGAUCCCUGCGCACGGGCGCCACGGUUCUUGUAUCAUUUGCUGGUCCCAAAUUACCUGAUCGAGGGACUGUGAGUCCAAGUCCAAAAACCCCCCAGCCUCAACAUCCAUUGCAGCAGCAGAUGAUGAUGAUGAUGCUAAUGAUGAACGCCAAGCCCGUCUCCGAAUUCUACGAAAAGACGCUCUUCCCCAUGAUCCAGAACGACACGGAAACAUCCCUCAAGCGGUGCUUAUGCUGCAGCACGCCUUCGUUCCGAUGGCGAGAAGACCGGAGAUCUCUGAAAUGGUGGUUCCUCGUCCUCGGGGUGAAGCUGCUGGGCGGGAGUGCGUAUGACGAAGUCAAUGGGAUCGGGAGGGUGGUUUCGCGGCUUUCGGAUGGGAUGGAAUGGACUGUUUUCCGGUAA
Messenger RNA from Lecanosticta acicola, 650 nucleotides. The record is from the annotation of a GenBank genome assembly. Lineage: Eukaryota; Fungi; Ascomycota; Dothideomycetes; Mycosphaerellales; Mycosphaerellaceae.